Messenger RNA from Entrophospora candida, 127 nucleotides. NCBI's taxonomy places the organism in Eukaryota, Fungi, Glomeromycota, Glomeromycetes, Entrophosporales, Entrophosporaceae. The record is from the annotation of a GenBank genome assembly.
UAAAGAAGUACCAGUUGGUACCAUUAAAGGAAUUUCUGAUUAUUUUACUUUCAUGUGGCCAUCUGGUGACGAAGACCACACAUUGUUCCUCGAGGUUCUUUAUAUAGUCGAGAACGUGAGAACGUAA